Sipha flava (yellow sugarcane aphid) is the source of this 1275-nucleotide messenger RNA. RefSeq names its product zinc finger MYM-type protein 1-like. The coding region runs from base 1 to 1275 and encodes 424 amino acids. The record is from RefSeq and is a predicted model, not a curated record. The transcript is spliced from 3 exons. NCBI's taxonomy places the organism in Eukaryota, Metazoa, Arthropoda, Insecta, Hemiptera, Aphididae. Gene Ontology annotation, molecular function: protein dimerization activity.
AUGGCUUUCAGAGGCAAUUCAGAAAAAAUUGGAUUUCUGAACAAUGGAAAUUGUUUAAUGUCGUUGGAACCUAUUUCAAAAUUCGACCCAUUCUUAGCUUCACACUUUGAAAAAUUUGGUAAUAAAGGUAAAGGAUCUACAUCCUAUUUAUCAUUUCAAACAUAUGAGCAGAUAAUAGCUUUAAUGUCAGAUACAGUUCUACAAACUAUUGUUAAAGAAAUCCAAAUAGCAAAAUAUUUUUCUAUAAUAGUUGACUCAACUCCGGAUGUAUCACAUGUUCAUCAGCUGUCAUUUGUUAUUCGAUAUGUAGACGGUAAAGGAUUUCCACAGGAGCGCUUUCUUGGUUUUUUAGGUAAUACUGGUCAUAAGUCUGAACAACUGUGUGAUGCAGUGUUGAGUACUUUAUUUUUGUAUCAAUUAAAUACAGAUAAUUUGAGGGGACAAUCGUACGAUAAUGCUAGUAAUAUGUCAUGGGCAUAUUCUGGCUUACAAACGAGAAUAAAAAAAAUAUGUCAAUUUGCUGAAUAUGCUCCAUGCACUGCACAUUCGCUUAAUUUAAUAGGAACUUCUACAGCAAGCAGUUGUCUUAAAGCCUGUAAUUUACUUAGAAAAUUAAAUUCCCUUCAAUCUGCUUUUUUGGUUAUUUUCUGGAGUAAUAUUCUCGAACGAUUUAAUAUGAUAAGUAAAAAGCUCCAGUCUAUCAAUAUUGAUAUAAUUACUGUUGUUGAACUUUACAAAUCUCUGAUUCAUUACUUAAUAGCAAUUCGAAACGGAAAAUCAUUUGAAAAGUAUGAAGAUCUUGUAAAAAAAAACUCUCAUAUCAGACACUUAAAAAAUGUUGCAAUUGAUGCUCCUAAAACUAUAAAUGAAAUGUUGCAAUUUUUAAAAUGCAAAGAUUUAAUUACUGUGUAUCCGUAUAUUGAAAUAACGUUGCGAAUAUUUUUUUCAAUACCAGUAACUAAUUGUACAUCGGAACAUUCUUUCUCGGUUUUGAAACUAAUCAAAAGUUACUUGACAUCUUCAAUGACCCAAGACAGGUGUUCCGCAUUGGCAAUUUUAUGUAUUGAAUCAGACAUAACAAUUACACUGGAGUUUGAUGAAACAUGUGGUAUUGAACAGUUAUCCAUUUGUAUACGAUUUUUAAAAGAUAAAAAUUUGCAUGAAGAAUUUAUUGGGUUUUAUACUUUAAAAAAAUUUGAUGCCGAGUUCAUUUCUAAAACAAUAUUAGAAGCAUGUAGUCAUAUGAAAUUAGAUUUAAACAAAUGUGUGGGUUAA